AAAUUCCCACCUUCGUUUCAUCAUACUAGAUGGCAGCACAAUCAAUCGCUAUUUUCAAACUAUAUUGAUUAGGCAGAAAUUUUUAUUUUUAGUAGUUUGUUGUGGAAAACAUGUAUUUUCAUCUGAUUUACUUACUAAUUACCCCCAUUUUUGCAGUAGAAGAAAAUGUUCUAUUGACUGAAGUAUUCACUAUUACUUUGGAUCCUUUAUUAUUUAAUUGGACGUAUGAAGGUGAUCCUGACCAAUAUGUUUAUCAAGCAUCUCUUCUGGAUUCCCCAGAUCUACCUUCAUGGAUAAAAUAUGUUUUUAGCGAAAAACAUAAGAAAGGGUUUUUGUAUGGUGUACCGCCAAAUAGAAACAUGGCUAAGAUUCCGCUUCAAGUAGUUGCAUUAAAUACAAAAAAUUAUGAUACGAGGAUUAGAUACAUAAAUAUUCAUAUCUCCGAAAAAUUGAAUCCAGCAAAGUUCGAAGUUUUGAUGAAAAUCGAUAAUGUUAAUGUUGAAGAUAUAUUUGAUGUUGAAAGGAUGGAGAGCUUGAGAGAUAUUUUUAGAAAACAUUUAUGGAAAGAUAGCGAAAAUGAUCUCUAUGUUACUUAUCUAGAAUCUGCUACUGAAUUGGGAGCAAGGAAACCAUUAGAUCCCGAUCAAGAAGAGGGAAUAGUCAUAAGACUGGGAAGUCAGUCACCAUUUUCAAAGAAUUUAAAAGAUUUAGAAGAUGAGGUCAGACCACUUUGGAAAGGAUGGAAGUCCUGUCCUAGAAAUUUCAAAAAAACAUCAGUGGAGAGAUAUUUCAGAGAUGCAAGAGUUACUCUAGACUGGUGUGCAUUCAGAUUGAUUGAUCCAAAUAAUUCUGCAAUGCAUCAUUCUGGCAUGAAAGAAAAUGCUUUUUUGAAGGAAAAAUGGGAGACCAUCACCAAAGACAAUAUUCCAAUAAGAAAUUAUUCAGUAGAUGUCACAUGGAGCCUGGUGCUCCCCAUUGCACUUCUGAUCCUACUGACAUUUCUUCUCUCCUUUAUACUUUGUUUCUAUCAUGAUGGCAUAUAUGAUCAGGCCAGUGAAGAUUUUUUCAGUAACUUAUUUCAUAUUUGCACAGAUAUGUUCGACAGAUACAGGGAUGAAUACCCCAAUAAGAUGCAAACACCUGUGUGCCAUAAACCCGCUGUACUGAGUGGAUAUAAACCUUCAAGUAAUUUAAUUAAACUAUCCCCAGAUCCAGCACUGGGUUCUCGUAGUCAUACCAACAGCCCUAGCUCCACAAUAAAUAGAGGAGUCCAUUGCAGACCCAGUCCACCACCUUAUAUGAGACCCAGGUUCAGAACAGAUGUCCCCCAAGAUGAACAAAUCUCAGAUGAGAAGAAUUGGUAUUGCUGAAGCAGCAAAAUUGGUGUUUACAGUCAUUUCAUCAUUGGCAAUAGCUGCGAAUUUGAUGUUAGAAUGACAAUAUGAUAUACUAAUAGCUGCUAUUUGGUUCUAGCGUUAUUCAAUUUAAGGAGGCUCUUAGAAGUGAAAAAGAUCCGCAGUUGCGUUGAAACCACAAAAACAUAAUUUGGACCGAUUCAUUUAUUUUAUAAUCUGGACAUAUCAAAGAUUCCGGGAAAGGCGGUAUGAAUUGGUCUGGAAUGAAUGAAAAGAAAGGAAAAUGCUGUUUCUGUUAUGAGAAAAUUUCAAUACUAUAUAAUUAAAUAAUAUAUACUGAAAAACUGA
This is a messenger RNA of Coccinella septempunctata (seven-spotted ladybird), 1703 nucleotides long. RefSeq names its product epsilon-sarcoglycan. Gene Ontology annotation, molecular function: calcium ion binding. The record is from RefSeq and is a predicted model, not a curated record. The transcript is spliced from 7 exons. Gene Ontology annotation, cellular component: membrane; sarcoglycan complex. The coding region runs from base 111 to 1370 and encodes 419 amino acids. Lineage: Eukaryota; Metazoa; Arthropoda; Insecta; Coleoptera; Coccinellidae.